Molecule: messenger RNA, 4548 nt
Organism: Tetrapisispora phaffii CBS 4417
Lineage: Eukaryota; Fungi; Ascomycota; Saccharomycetes; Saccharomycetales; Saccharomycetaceae
Exons: 1
Biological process (GO): flocculation
Source: RefSeq, a predicted model, not a curated record
AUGAGCAAACUUACACUCAAGUUAAGAAAUAGUGCUGUUGCCAUACUGUGUUUAUUAUUAUGCAAUCAGUACCUACUUAACUUGGUAAGUGCAGCUGAAUUAACUACAACCACCACAACAACUAACUGGUUUCUGAAUACAGACUAUACGACUUCUAUAUCAUUAUCAGUUUUUGAAGGUGAAGAUGGCGAAGCCACUACUGAAACAAUUUAUGUAGUUCAGGCAUUUGAUUAUAAUUGGAUGGCAUAUUUUUCAACUUGGACGGGAAGUGUUACCUCUUGGUAUUCGGUAUCAUCAUAUGUCGAUGGUGAUUUCACACUGACAGAUUAUUAUAUUUACGUCCCAGUUGUAACUAAAGCAUCGGAAAUAUAUAGUCAAAAUACAGCCAAAACAACCAGUUCAUCAUAUUCGACUGAUUCAUCGGGCACAUUUGGUACUGAUUAUACGUCAACAUUAUUUUACACUUACUAUGUUGAAAUUCCUAUUGUUACUGUAGUAACGCAAACAUACGGUGCUGUCGACACAGAUGCUUCUGCAAGAUACACAAGCAAUACUCAAAUGCAGACUAUUAUAGGUACAGAUGGGUUUACCACUGUGGAAACGGUUUAUUAUAUCGCUGUUCCUUCUAAUCAACUACAAUUAACGACAAAAUAUGCAACAGUUGCCAGCCAAGAUAAGUCAUUGAUUGAUACCUAUUCAACUUCCUAUUCGUAUGUUGUAGGUGACGAUGGAUUAACUACUACCCAAACUGUGUAUUAUGUGGCGGUUCCUGAAUCAGUUUUACACAUUUCAGUAACAUCUACUCUAAUAUAUAGUUUUUCGGAUUAUACCAGAAUUACGUCUUCAUCCUAUUACUAUUAUACAGACGACACAGGAUUGACCACAACCGAAACGGUUUACUACGUAAUCUUACCAAGUGAUCUUGUUUACAGCACGGUAUCCUCAUUUGAUUGGUAUCUUACCGGAUCGAUAAGUACAACUACUAUAGACACAUCAUAUACCACGCUUGAAGAUAAAGCGGGUUUUACUUAUGUGAAAACAAUUUAUUAUGUUGCGGUAUCAAGUUCGAAUUACCUAGCCAACUUUGUACCUUGGACUGGUUCUGUAACCAGUUGGUUUUCUACUUCUUUAACAACGUUAUUUGGAUUUACUGCCACUCACAUUUUGAUAUAUGCCCCAACUUCAUAUGUUUAUUAUACAUUAAAAACCCAAGGGACCGAUUAUGGAACAGAUGCAUUCGAUAUCACCUACUCUGUUUCCACAAGUACAACUUAUUUUGGAUCAGAUUUUUAUUUCCACACUGAUAUAAUAUACUAUGUUCAAAUCCCCUAUUCUUCAGCUGUAACCACAUUAACUACUACGAGUAACUUUUCAGGAUCAGAAAAGUACACGGUUACAACUGAAAUCAAGACGGUAACAGGCGACGAUGGCUUACAGACCAUAGACACAACAUAUUAUGUUGCAAUUCCAACCAAUUUAUUACAUUAUACUACAACAGUUCCGUGGACUGCCACUUAUUCUACGACUUCGAGCUUUUUAACGGUUACAACAGGUGCAGAUGGUUCGUCUACUACGGGAACUUAUUAUUUGGUUCAAACACCAAUUAGAACCUUAGAAUCAACAUCUUAUUCGGGAUGGAGCAAUUCUUUCCAGACUACGGUCAACUCUAUAACAACCACAAUAAUCGGAGAUGAUGGUUUGGAAACCACAGAAACAAUAUACAUUGUUUAUAACCCAACAUACAUUUUCACAACUACUACUUACAUUGACGGCACGGUAACUGGAGACGUAACAGUCUCAACCAUUAGUAAUAUAUAUACGGGUGAAGAUGGAACCGAGACAACUGAAGUGAUUUUUAUCAUAAAGACUAGCACAACUGAAACGAACGAACAUCAGAGUACCGAAGAAUCGUCCCUCGCCACAAUAUCGACUGAAGAAACCAGUGUAAUACAACAUACCUCCGAAAAACAAACUUCAAUUACCGUUACUACAGAAUCUGCUACAGAAUCUUCUGAUCUCACCUCUGCUGACUCGUCAAUUGAAAGCACGUCAGCUGAGACGUCUGAAGAGUCGUCCAUUGAGUCUUCUGAGACCAGCUCCGCCGAAUCCUCUAUUGAAACCACGUCAGGCGAGACGUCUGAAGAGUCGUCCAUUGACUCUUAUGAGACCAGCUCCACCGAAUCCUCUAUUGAAAGCACGUCAGCUGAAACGUCUGAAGAGUCGUCCAUUGACUCUUAUGAGACCAGCUCCACCGAAUCCUCUAUUGAAAGCACGUCAGCUGAAACGUCUGAAGAGUCGUCCAUUGAGCCUUCUGAUGUCACCUCCGCUGACUUGUCAAUUGAAACCACGUCAGGCGAGACGUCUGAAGAGUGUCCAUUGAGUCUUCUGAUGUCACCUCCGCCUGACUUGUCAAUUGAAACCACGUCAGGCGAGACGUCUGAAGAGUCGUCCAUUGAGCCUUCUGAUGUCACCUCCGCUGACUUGUCAAUUGAAACCACGUCAGGCGAGACGUCUGAAGAGUCGUCUAUUGCGUCUUCCGAUGUCACCUCUGCUGACUCGUCAAUUGAAAGCACGUCAGCUGAGAGGUCUGAAGAGUCGUCCAUUGAGUCUUCCGAUGUCACCUCCGCUGACUUGUCAAUUGAAACCACGUCAGGCGAGACGUCUGAAGAGUCGUCCAUUGAGUCUUCCGAUGUCACCUCCGCUGACUUGUCAAUUGAAACCACGUCAGGCGAGACGUCUGAAGUGUCGUCUAUUGAGUCUUCUGAGACCAGCUCCGCCGAAUCCUCUAUUGAAACCACGUCAGGCGAGACGUCUGAAGAGUCGUCCAUUGAGUCUUCUGAGACCAGCUCCGCCGAAUCCUCUAUUGAAAGGACGUCAGCUGAGAGGUCUGAAGAGUCGUCCAUUGGGAGUUCCGAUGUCACCUCUGCUGACUCGUCAAUUGAAGGCACGUCAGCCGAGACGUCUGAAGAGUCGUCCAUUGAGUCUUAUGAGACCAGCUCCGCCGAAUCCUCUAUUGAAAGCACGUCAGCUGAGAGGUCUGAAGAGUCGUCCAUUGAGUCUUCUGAGACCAGCUCCGCCGAAUCCUCUAUUGAAAGCACGUCAGCUGAGACGUCUGAAGAGUCGUCUAUUGAGCCUUCUGAUGUCACCUCCGCUGACUUGUCAAUUGAAAGCACGUCAGCUGAGAGGUCUGAAGAGUCGUCCAUUGAGUCUUCUGAGACCAGCUCCGCCGAAUCCUCUAUUGUGAGCACGUCAGGCGAGACGUCUGAAGAGUCGUCCAUUGACUCUUAUGAGACCAGCUCCACCGAAUCCUCUAUUGAAAGCACGUCAGCUGAAACGUCUGAAGAGUCGUCCAUUGAGCCUUCUGAGACCAGCUCCACCGAAUCCUCUAUUGAAAGCACGUCAGCUGAGAGGUCUGAAGAGUCGUCCAUUGAGCCUUCUGAGACCAGCUCCGCCGAAUCCUCUAUUGAAACCACGUCAGGCGAGACGUCUGAAGAGUCGUCCAUUGAGUCUUCUGAUGUCACCUCCGCUGACUUGUCAAUUGAAACCACGUCAGGCGAGACGUCUGAAGAGUCGUCUAUUGCGUCUUCCGAUGUCACCUCUGCUGACUCGUCAAUUGAAAGCACGUCAGCUGAGAGGUCUGAAGAGUCGUCCAUUGAGUCUUCCGAUGUCACCUCUGCUGACUUGUCAAUUGAAACCACGUCAGGCGAGACGUCUGAAGUGUCGUCUAUUGAGUCUUCUGAGACCAGCUCCGCCGAAUCCUCUAUUGAAAGCACGUCAGCUGAGACGUCUGAAGAGUCGUCUAUUGGGCCUUAUGAGACCAGCUCCGCCGAAUCCUCUAUUGAAACCACGUCAGCUGAGACGUCUGAAGAGUCGUCCCUUGAGUCUUCUGAGACCAGCUCCGCCGAAUCCUCUAUUGAAAGCACGUCAGGCGAGACGUCUGAAGAGUCGUCCAUUGAGCCUUCUGAUGUCACCUCCGCUGACUUGUCAAUUGAAACCACGUCAGGCGAGACGUCUGAAGUGUCGUCUAUUGAGUCUUCUGAGACCAGCUCCGCCGAAUCCUCUAUUGAAAGCACGUCAGGCGAGACGUCUGAAGAGUCGUCCAUUGAAUCUUCCGAUGUCACCUCCGCUGACUUGUCAAUUGAAACCACGUCAGGCGAGACGUCUGAAGAGUCGUCCAUUGAGUCUUCUGAGACCAGCUCCGCCGAAUCCUCUAUUGAAAGCACGUCAGCUGAGACGUCUGAAGAGUCGUCCAUUGAGUCUUCUGAGACCAGCUCCGCCGAAUCCUCUAUUGAAACCACGUCAGGCGAGACUACUGAAAAGUCGUCCCUUGAGUCUUCUGAGACCAGCUCCGCCGAAUCCUCUAUUGAAAGCACGUCAGCUGAGAGGUCUGAAGAGUCGUCCAUUGACUCUUCCGAUGUCGCCUCCGCCGAAUCCUCUAUUGAAAGCACGUCAGCUGAGACGUCUGAAGAGUCGUCUAUAGAAUCUUCCGGUGUCACCUCCGCCGAAUCCUCUAUUGAAAGCACGUCAGGCGAGACGUCUGAAGAGUCG